Molecule: messenger RNA, 3219 nt
Organism: Acytostelium subglobosum LB1
Lineage: Eukaryota; Evosea; Eumycetozoa; Acytosteliales; Acytosteliaceae
Exons: 3
Coding region: 1-3219 (1072 amino acids)
Biological process (GO): chemotaxis
Source: RefSeq, a predicted model, not a curated record
AUGGAUAUAUUGUCAUUCUCUGAUGCAUGGAAGUCUUGUGUCAAUCAAACGUCCAACUUCAUGGUGGUACAAUCACAGAACAUCACGGUGACCACCAACUCAUGUCCCGACCUCAACAUGAAGGCCAGCCGAUACAACUCUGAUCCAUGUUGUAACAAGUACGCCAAGUUCUCAAAGUGUUGUCAACCGAGACAAGUGACCAUCUCCGCGUCCAGCCUGGUUGGCUUCCAAACCGACCAACUCAAUCGACAAUGCACCAGUCCUUCAUGUACUCAAUCAGUUCUGCAAGACUUCCAUACAUCAUCGUCUCGCGUGGCCAUGGGCGGAUGCAAUCUCUCACUCCUCCAAUACAAUCGUGGACAGUAUGAACUUGUCACACUACUUCAGCAAUGCAAGGACCUUGCGUAUACCAUGUCAUGGUGUGACAACGACACUCAAUGUCCUGCUGGUGGCACAUGCAGUCUAUUCACACGCAAAUGUAUGAUCCCGUUGGUCGUGCAAGACCGAGCGUACGUCGCCUGUGUCCUCAAUGGCUCAUCCAUCUCCACAUUGUUCAAUCUCAAAAGACAACUCACCUCAAGUUCAAGCUCAAACUCAAGUUCAAACUCAAGUCUUACAGAGAUGGUAUACCAAUCAUUCAGAAUGAUGGAUUGUACAUCAUUGAUUGGCAAUAACUAUCGCACAUUCUAUGUGUUCACUGCGACUGGACAGAACUCUGUGUGUCUGGACAGGUACUGUCCAUUCACUCACACGACCUCAAUGGACUACCAGAACACAGUGAUGUACAAUCGAUACUCCCAACCAACGGGCACAUGUCAAUAUUAUGGCUACUGCCCAGGCCUGCCAGGUAUAUGCGUGCCAAUGGGCAACGCAAACUAUUGUGUCAGUUGCACGGGCAAGAAGGACUUUUGUGGCAUCUGCAGCGAUCAAUCACCCUGCAACGUGCUAACAUACAAUCAAACAGUUUGUCAAGAUAUGCCACCUUUGUGCGUUCUGCCCAAUGGAGUGGCGGUGGACACAUACCCAGAGAGGUGUGCCGAGCUUGGAGAAUGCACGACUGACUGUGGUCUACUAUGUACUGGCGUGCCAAAGCUUGGAUAUCGCUGGCUGGACUGCAACACAUUGUCAAUGAGUGAGUGUGGCAACAAGAGCAACAGGCUCCUCUGCAGCAUAUCGCCCAAGCGGUGCUCGACAAGGGAGCAGUGCGAGGCGCCAACAGCAGGAUCAUGCACAGACUUGUUAUACUUUAGAGAUCAAACUCAGCUCACACUGUCUGCCAGCAUGUGUGUCCGCGGACACACUGCCAUCGUCCUUCCAUUCAAUCAGCCAGCAUGCAACAUUAAUGAGUAUGACACUCCUUUCGGAUGUGUAAAUGUGAAUCAACUUCUAUUCGCAUCCAAGGAAGAUUGUGAGGGCAAAGGUAGUGAAUACAAAUGGCUGGAGGCUUCACUCAAUCAAUCAACAUGCGAGUCAUACAAGGGCUGUCUGAUGACGGACUUCUCCAACACUACAUCAGGCCAAUCGCGAUACAAUGACAUGACUCAAGAUGAUUGUAUUCAAUGUUCGUCCAGUGCCGACAUGUACUUGUGGAAACAAAAGUUCAAGUGGACACCUGGUCGAUGGCUGCCUGGUGUGAUGGUCCUGCCCAAGUGGUACUCUGGCCCACAGACCAACUUUGUCAACUCGUCAACAUAUGGUGACUCGUUCAAUCUUGAUGGAUUCGCCACGUCCUUGUCCAACAUCAUGAAGGACGAGCUCAUUCGAUCAUCAUGCCAAUUCCAAGGAAUACAAGAUAGUGUCGAAGCAGUGUCAUGUAGUUGCUCGUCCAGCACAGGUAGCAAGUGCUUCCAAUCCACCUCAGUGCCAACUCAGUCACUUCAAGUAUGUGCCACAGAACCAAAGAGGAUACAGGUCAACAAUGGAAACAUCCAGUUCGAUGCGACAUCGGUAUCAGAGUCAUGUGUUCAGGUUACGGUGAGCGAGUUCACUCGUGAGACCUAUGCAUCGCCACCAACACGUGUGCCACUCAGUGCCGAGUUCUUCAGUUACAAGCCAUCGGUCAAAUAUGGUUUGACCAAUGACAAGGGUGCAUUCAUUGGAGUGAUCGUCAACAAUGGAAUCAAUGUACAAGGUCCACUCAAUCACUUUACAUUGUGUCAGUCACCCGCCGCCAUCACCCAGGGCGACUACACCAUCAAUGAUUUGGCCAUGACGAUUGACAACAGUACCAACUCUAUGCCCAGGCCUAUCGAAGCCAAGUUCAGUCAAGCAACUGGAGAGGUUUACAUCUGCGUGGACAUCUCUCUGCAGUCUGGAUCUGGCGCCAACUCUAGCGUCACGUUGUUCCCCAUCUUGAGGGUGGCCGACUGGAAGGAUUCCAAGGAGUUCUUCACCAAGUCACAGACAGUGUUGAUGUACAUCUUGGCAGUGAUCUAUGCACUCUGCGCACUCUGGGGAUUGUUCCAGAUCAGUGUGAUCAUGAUGAGAUUGAUUAGAAGGAUUGAAGGACCUAAAUUGGCACAUGCACUGAUCACAUCAAUCACAUGUUAUACAUUCAUCCGAGCGAUAUACUUCUUCAUUCUUCCCACCGGAACGUUGUACUCAUCGACUGUAUCAGACUAUGUUCCCAACAUUGUCCAAGACUACAUGAAGCGAUUGAGCAGGACGAUCAUCAUACUCAAUGGAGUGUUGUACAUUGCAUGCAUCACCAUCAUCUUGGUGUACAACGCAUCAAAGAGUACGAGUUCAGUCAGCUUCUGUGGCACUCGAGCCUUGUCCAAGGUGUCCAACUCGACGACACAGACCAUCAUCUCACUCUUUUAUGGUGUCCUCCAAGCAUUGAUCUCGUUGGUAUUUGGCAUCAUGUUCAUCUAUCUCGGCAUCAAGAUCAACAAACUGCUCGGACCUUGGAGGGAUGCCAUCAAGGGUCUGUUCGGCCUGUCAGAGAAGAAGGUGCAGCUGUUCGUUGUUACAUUAUCUUGCUCAUUCGGAUUGAUCAUGCAUUCGAUCUAUGUACUAGUAUUGAUCACUACACAGAACAAUUGGUCCAAUAGUGCAUUCAGCUUUGUAUUCCUGAUCAUCACAGAGGUGUUCCCGGCAAUCACCAUGUUCAUCUUUUACAACCAAACCAAGUUCUCAUCACGGUCACCAACACAAAGCAACAACUCAACAUCCACCGCCACAGCAUCAUACAGUUCCAAGAUGAAGGUUAUCAAAUAA